Molecule: messenger RNA, 996 nt
Organism: Meloidogyne enterolobii
Lineage: Eukaryota; Metazoa; Nematoda; Chromadorea; Rhabditida; Meloidogynidae
Source: the annotation of a GenBank genome assembly
UUUAUUUGCUGUAUGUCCGAAGUUGUGAUGGGAAUAAUACUUUUCAUUUUUGUGUCGCAUUGAAGUUUUAUCAAUUAAUUCUUUUACUUGUUGAAUUGAAGAUUGUAGAGUCUUUGUUUUUGGAGCAGAAGCAGUAGUUGAAAUUAGAGAUGAGGGGAAGUCCUGUGAGAUAGUCCGAAUGACCUGAAAUUGCUUGAUCUGGUUUCUUUUUCUCUUUUUAACAGGAAAUCUUUCCUCCUUUUUAUAAUUCAGAAUUGUCUUUCCUCGAAAACUUGGACAAUCUAUCUCAUGUACUUUAUUCUUUUCAGGUAUAGCCACACAGGCUUCUAUCAUUAUAUUAACAUAAUUAUAGUUAAUUAAAUUUCUUUUAGUUUCUAAUCUUUCUACACAUGAAGAAUGUGUACCUCCCGCCAACAGUGUAAUUAUAAGUGCUGACGCGGCGAGUUUGUAUCCGCGAAAGAAUGGAUUAUAUUUUAAAAAUAACUUUAAAGCAAUAAUUAUCAGCACAAAUGAUAAAAUAAUCAUGAAUAUCAUUUGUAUACUUAUCAAUUCAAAGAGUAUAUUUUUCCAAUCAAGGAACUGCAAACUUGCAAAUGGAUUAGUCAACCAAUUGUUUUCACUAUUUUCUAUAAAUAUUUUAGAUGAUCCUUCCUUUACUAUUACUUUUGCCUUCUCUGGCAAAAUAAAUUCCAAUUGUCCUUUUAAUGUGAAAUUUGUAAUUCCUCCCGAACAAUAUACAUUACAAAUCUCAUUUAUCUCUGAACGAUCAAACGAAAGUACAAUCUUUUGAUCAAUCCAUUUUUCACUACAUUUAGCUGUGAAUACAUUGUCCCCGGGGCACUUUAUCUCUGCAUAAGCUAAUCCAUAUUCGGUAGUACAAUUAAAUUUAAAUAUUGCUCCCAUACAGCUGUAACAUCCUUUUAAAUAUUCAGGAUUUAUUUUGCAACUUGUAAUAUCGAUAUUGCUAGAAAUCAGCCAAUCUUCAAAUCUUAUCAU